This is a messenger RNA of Labrus mixtus (cuckoo wrasse), 4606 nucleotides long. It is a transcript of the gene ctnna1, whose product is annotated as catenin (cadherin-associated protein), alpha 1. The transcript has 18 exons. The record is from RefSeq and is a predicted model, not a curated record. Gene Ontology annotation, biological process: cell-cell adhesion; cell migration. Gene Ontology annotation, molecular function: beta-catenin binding; structural molecule activity; cadherin binding. Gene Ontology annotation, cellular component: adherens junction; actin cytoskeleton; catenin complex. The coding region runs from base 304 to 3027 and encodes 907 amino acids. NCBI's taxonomy places the organism in Eukaryota, Metazoa, Chordata, Actinopteri, Labriformes, Labridae.
GCCCCAGCCCCCCCCCUCAGCCGCUUCCAUUGUUGGGCGAUAGACUGCGACAUCGAAACAAUCUUGACCGAAACUUUUCAGACAACUGACCACUGUGGAUAUUUUAAGUUGCUCGUGUGUAAACUUUUCGAAAUAUUUUUUUUCCGAGAGGACUCAGGAGCAAGCAGGAACACGACACCGAGCCAGAGAGGGAAGAAACCGGGAGGAAAACUUUUGGGGCAAGGAACUCCGUAAUUCUCAUUCCUCCAUUUUGAACUUUUAAACUCCAGUUUUGUAGUGGGCUGUUUUCGAAAGACAGACACCAUGACAACCAUCAACACAGGUAACAUAAACUUUAAGUGGGAUCCGAAGAGUCUAGAGAUCCGAACACUGGCGGUAGAGAGGCUGCUUGAGCCCCUUGUCACCCAGGUCACCACUUUGGUGAACUCGAGCAACAAAGGCCCUUCCAACAAGAAGAAAGGACGCUCCAAGAAGGCACAUGUUUUGGCAGCAUCAGUAGAGACUGCUACCCAGAACUUCCUGGAUAAAGGAGAAAAGAUUGCAAAGGAAAGUCAGUUCCUCAAGGAUGAGUUGACUGCUGCAGUGGAAGAUGUCCGCAAGCAAGGUGACUCCAUGCGACAGGCUUCUGGAGAGUUUGCAGAAGACCCCUGCUCUUCUGUGAAGAGGGGUAAUAUGGUUCGUGCUGCUAGGGCUCUCCUAUCAGCAGUCACCCAUCUGCUGGUGCUGGCAGACAUGUCGGAUGUCUACAAACUUCUUCUACAGCUCAAACUGGUGGAGGACAAUCUGGUGAAGGUACGCAAUGCAGGAACAGAGCAGGACCUUGGGAUCCAAUAUAAGGCCUUAAAACCAGAGGUGGACAAGCUGAACCUGAUGGCUGCCAAGCGACAGCAGGAGCUAAAAGACGUCCACCACAAGGACCAAAUGGCUGCUGCCCGCGGGGUUCUUCAGAGAAACAUCCCUAUGCUGUACACAGCGUCCCGAGCUUGCCUGCAGCACCCUGACGUGGCAGCCUACAAGGCUAACCGUGACCUGAUCUACAAGCAGCUGCAGCACGCUGUCUCAGGCAUAUCUAACGCUGCCCAGGCCACUGCUACUGAAGAUUCAGCACUCAAUCAGCCAGCAGGGGGUGGAGAGCUCGCCUACGCCCUCAACAAUUUUGAUAAACAAAUCAUUGUGGACCCUCUGGCGUUUAGUGAGGAGCGCUUCCGUCCAUCCCUGGAGGAGCGCCUUGAGAGCAUCAUCAGUGGCGCUGCCCUCAUGGCCGACUCAUCAUGCACACGUGAUGACCGCAGGGAGCGCAUCGUGGCUGAAUGCAACUCUGUGCGCCAAGCUCUCCAGGAUCUUCUGUCUGAGUACAUGGGCAAUGCUGGGAGGAAGGACAGGAGUGAUGCUCUGAACACAGCUAUCGACAGGAUGACAAAGAAGACCAGAGACCUCCGCAGACAGCUGCGUAAAGCUGUAAUGGACCAUGUCUCUGACUCUUUCCUGGAGACCAAUGUUCCCCUCCUGGUCCUCAUUGAGGCUGCCAAGAAUGGCAACGAGAAAGAAGUCAAGGAAUAUGCCCAGGUGUUCCGUGAACACGCCAACAAGCUGAUCGAGGUGGCCAAUCUGGCAUGUUCCAUCUCCAACAAUGAAGAGGGAGUGAAGCUGGUCCGCAUGGCAGCAUCUCAACUGGAAAGUCUUUGCCCCCAGGUGAUUAAUGCAGCGUUAGCCCUUGCUGCCAAACCCAACAGUAAGGUGGCCCAGGACAAUAUGGAUUUGUUCAAGGAGUCAUGGGAGAAGCAAGUCCGCGUCCUCACUGAUGCUGUGGAUGACAUAACGUCCAUUGAUGACUUCCUUUGUGUGUCUGAGAACCACAUCCUGGAGGAUGUGAAUAAGUGUGUCAUCGCUCUACAGGAGAAAGAUGUUGAUGGUUUGGAUCGCACUGCUGGAGCUAUUCGAGGACGUGCUGCCAGAGUUGUCCAUGUGGUCACCUGUGAAAUGGACAAUUAUGAACCUGGGGUCUACACAGAGAAGGUCCUGGAGGCCACCAAGCUUCUGACUAAUACAGUCAUGCCACGGUUCACAGAGCAAGUGGAGUCUGCAGUAGAGGCCUUGAGUGCAAACCCCUCACAGCCUGUGGACGAGAAUGAGUUCAUUGACGCGUCCCGUCUGGUGUAUGAUGGCAUUCGUGACAUUCGCAAGGCUGUGCUCAUGAUCAGAACUCCAGAGGAGCUGGACGACUCUGACUUUGAGACUGAAGACUUUGAUGUUCGCAGCAGGACCAGCGUGCAGACCGAGGAUGACCAGCUUAUUGCCGGCCAGAGUGCGAGGGCUAUCAUGGCUCAGUUGCCCCAGGAGCAGAAGGCAAAGAUCGCUGAACAGGUGGCUAGCUUCCAGGAAGAGAAAAGCAAGCUGGAUGCUGAAGUAUCCAAGUGGGACGACAGUGGCAAUGACAUCAUUGUGUUGGCUAAGCAGAUGUGCAUGAUCAUGAUGGAGAUGACAGACUUCACCAGGGGUAAAGGGCCACUGAAGAACACGUCUGAUGUCAUCAGCGCUGCAAAGAAAAUUGCGGAGGCAGGAUCAAGAAUGGACAAGCUGGGCCGCACCAUUGCUGACAAUUGCCCAGACUCAACCUGUAAGCAGGACCUGCUCGCCUACCUGCAGCGGAUUGCCUUGUACUGCCACCAGCUGAACAUCUGCAGCAAAGUCAAAGCGGAGGUGCAGAACCUGGGAGGAGAGCUGGUUGUCUCUGGGUUGGACAGCGCCAUGUCCCUCAUCCAGGCCGCUAAGAACCUCAUGAACACUGUGGUGUCCACCGUCAAGGCCUCCUACGUGGCAUCCACCAAGUACCAGAAGAACAAAAACAUGGAGGCCCUCAAUAUGCCAGCGAUCUCCUGGAGGAUGAAAGCUCCUGAGAAGAAGCCUCUGGUGAAGAGAGAGAAGCAGGACGACGGCCAAACCAACCGUGUCAAGAGAUCCUCUCAAAAGAAGCAUGUGAACCCGGUGCAGGCUCUAAGCGAGUUUAAAGCCAUGGAUAGCAUCUAGACUGCCCUGUUUCUGAGUCAAGACAACACACACAGAUUGACCAAUGAGUUUCUAUAUAGAUAAAGCUUUUCACUCUAUCAAAAAAAAAAAGAGUGGUUUAUCACGUUUGUUCCAUUUUUGCAUAGACAGCUUGUCUGUUUGACCAAUUAUAUACCUUCACUGACUCUUCUGUAUUCCUCAAGUUCACAUUUGAUCUAGUCUGCUUCUUAAACGUCUCUUAAUAAGCAGUAAGAGGGAAAUCAACUGGACAAAGGCAUUUUCUGUUUGUUUGUGUGAGAACGAGGAGUGGUUUCACAGGUAUUAUCAGAACUAAUUCCAAGAGGCUUUUGAUUAUUUUGUAUCCUCUCCAGUUUUAUAGUGAAUACUGUGGGGUCCCUGGUGUUUUCCAGUCAAAUGUUUGAUGAUUGCAAGAUCCCUUCUGUUCUGAGAAUAUAAACUAUGCAAAAUCUCAACUGCCUUAUUUUAACUGAGUCAUAACAGUUGUUCAUUUGGAUGUGCUGGGCUAACUGGUAAGAUUUUUAAUAUGUUUGGUUUAACUUUAGUAACCAAAGUCAAUAUAUUUUCCAUGCCUGUACUUUUAUAACUUUAUACAUGCUUUGUUAUGCCACUAAAACAGAAUAAGUUUAAACUGAUCUUAAACACUACUUUCAGAGCUGAACGAUGCACAUUGUGUAUCCACUUUAACAAAUUGUCUGAGAAAUGUCAUUUCUUCAUAAUUUAAGCAUCUCAAGUUAUAUUCCUGUUUUUUUUAUGUUCACUUAUUUGGCAAACCAAAAGUGACUCACCAGCCCUCUGUUUGCAGUAUAAUUGGUACCUUUGCAUCUACAAUGAGUCACACAGAUCAACCAAGACCAGUCAAACUUUGUAAAUAAAACCCCAACUCCUCAGAGUCUGAGAGAAUCAGGGAGGCUGAACAAUAAGUAGACCCUGUGUCAGUAGUCCUCAAGCUGACAAAGCUUCAUUAACUGACAAUGUGACCAAACACCUUCACAAUCUAAGAACGGGUCCAAAUUGAGGGAUCAAUAUGUUUCCUUUGCACAGCUUUAGAGAGGAUUUCACUGUGUUUAAACUCAUCUUCAUUGUUUGUAUUCCUUGUCUUUGGGCUUGAACACUAAUCAAGGUUUUACUUGUGAACAAUCUUUAUAAAACUAGAAACAAGUUGCCAGGUGUUUGAGCUUUAAUAUUAAACAGAUCUUUUCUUUCAGGUAACAGCGGUGGUGAUUUAGUUGCUCUGUGCAGCAGUCGUAUAUGGUAUCGUCCUGCGGAGUGGUGCAUUGGUGUAUAGCAAGGCUUUGAAAUUCUGCUGCUCUUGACACCUGUAAAUUACUGCAGGACGGGCAUGAUAGGUUAUUUGACGGUUUUUAUUUACUGUAGAAUCAAGCAUUUCCAGAGUGUUUUUCAAUAUGUUUGUUUUCCUCACUAUUGUCUUUUUUUCUGUAUUUGACUUUGGAUUUUGAAUCUUGAAUGAUAUCAAACUACGUUGCUGUGGAUUUUUGUUAUUGAGAGCUGACUUAUUAGUGCACAAGUUUCUUGUAUUCAUGUGCCUGCUUUAUAUCUAAAUAAACAAACAAAAUGAAAA